UACAAGUUUGUAUUUUUUAAAUAUAGUAAUGAGUUCGAAGUGCUGUGUGAUAUACUUCCAUAUACUGAAUUUAUCAUUUUCCUCCAGCCAUGCAGUCUUGUGACUAAUGACCCUAUAACUAACACAUCGUAUAUAAUUCAUCUAUUGAUGUACAUUAAACCAGAAGAAGAAUGUAUUCGAAUCGAAGUAUAUCCAAAAAUAAAUAAAAUUGUGUAUAAUACUAAAGGAAUGUAAUGUACGGAUUUUUAAAAAAACGACACCAAAUUGUAGCUUUUGUAGUAUUAGCUUUCAUUUUGGGCUGUAUGUUUACGAUAGCAAUUAUGCCAAUAGAUCGUUCGUGCAAAAUAGAACAGACGGAUAAAGAAUUUAACAUAAUGAAAAAUUCAAAAUUCAAAAGCCCUGAAGUUAUAAUACUUAUAUUGUCAGCUCCAAAUAAUUAUAAUAAAAGAAAGACUGUAAGAGAAACUUGGCUCAAACUUGAAGAUAAUUCAGAAAAUAUCAAUAAACGAUUCAACUAUAAACAUUACUUUGUUAUAGGAACACUUUUUUUGCCCACUAGAGAAAGUAAGAAAAUUGAAGAAGAGCAACUCUUACACAAAGAUAUUUUAUUGUUACCAAUUCAGGAUUCAUAUAAAAAUCUAAUUGAAAAGAUUAAAUAUAGCUUUCAUUGGUUAGACACACAAUUUAAUUACGGAUUAAAUUUUAAAUAUGUUUUGAAAUGUGAUGAUGACAGUUUCGUAAAUUUGAACAAAUUAAUGUUAGAACUUACACAUAUAGAAAACAAUUAUCUAAAAAUUUCAUCAACCAUGAACGAUUUAAAAACUAACAUUAUUUCCACAAAUUAUCAAAUGGGUAAUAAGAAACCCAUUGACCUAUAUUGGGGAUAUUUUAAUGGAAAUGCUAGAAUAAAAACCAAAGGAAAAUGGAAAGAAACAAAUUGGAUAGCAUGUGAUAGAUAUGUGCCAUAUGCAUUAGGUGGAGGAUAUAUGCUUUCCAAAGGGCUUAUUUCAUAUAUUUCAAAAAACAUGGAAGAUUUAAAGUCAUUUAACUCUGAAGAUAUAAGUGUUGGAUUCUGGUUAUCUCCAGUUGCUAAUAUUCUCAGAAUACAUGAUAUUAGAUUUGAUACAGAGUGGACUUCACGAGGAUGCAAGAAUCACCACCUUAUUACUCACAAUAUUUCUCCUAAUGAAAUGAAAAUAUUAUACAAUAACUUGUUACAAACCAAUCAGAUGUGUAUUCAUGAAAGUACAAAAAGACAUGAUUACAUUUACGAUUGGAAUGUACCACCUAGUCUAUGUUGUAAAACCAGUCAAGAAAAAGUAAUAAAACUUGAGAAAAUUUGAGGCAGAGUUUACUAAUACUGUGUUAUUCAACGUUAUGUAAAAUUCGAUUUUUUGAUAAUUGAACAGAUUAUAUCUGUACUUGCUUAAAAAUAAUCAGACUUGAAUUAGUUUAAUCAUAAAAUGAAUUUAUCUCUGAUGAUGAUGACAAAAUUCAAACCAAGCAUGAAAAUACACAACUAAGUGAUGUUUCAAUUGACUAAAGAAAAUUCUAGAGACCAAUACCCAUUUAGUAAGCAUGAAAGUAUGAUCAUCAAAUUGUAUAAAACCCUUUUAAAGGACUAACAUGCUCAAACUAAUACUUACGAUUUAAAUAUAUGUGAAAAAGCUCAUCAUAUGGUUCUAGAAUGCUUCGACAUUGCAAACAUACACAAAAAGAGUAUUUGACAAGAAUGUUUAAGAACAAAGAUAAUGGGAGCAUAAUAAACCUUAAUGUUGUACAUCUUCUUCAAAAUAAUACCAUGCUGGAUCCCCAUUUCAGUCUGAUUAUUCUUAUAACUGACAAUUACAUAAGACUGUUUCUAUAUAAAAAAAAAUGAAAUAUAAUUUACCUUAUUCAUCAACAAUAUACAAAUUAUCAAAGAACAAAUACGAUUUAUUUUUUUAUUUUAAAAAUUAGUUUCUAACAGUGCAGCUUCAUUCACUAGUCACUUGGGGAGGGUUACCAUGGUCACAAAUAUCUGGUUAUCAAUUUCGAUAUUUGAAGAUAUGAAUUAUUAAAUAAUGAUAAACUUUUGUUGUUUAUUUCAGAAUGUAAUUUUCACCAUGAUUAUGUUAUAUUUUUAUUUUUUUUAUAAUUCUAUUGAUUUUUAUAUUUGCAUAGAAGACUAGUAGAUCUAUCACGCCUAGAGCUUACAUAGACACUAAGUUCUAAUAAUUGACUAAAUGACUUUUUAUAAAAAAUUUUAUUUAAAUUAAUUGAUGUAUAAUACAAAACUAACACUAGUAUUUUGUCAAAAAGUGAACAAUAACUAAUGGCUCUUCUGAAAACAUACACCAGUAAAGAAAAAACAACUAUAUUCAUAGAUACAAUGUAGUAUCUUUAUUGUCCCAAUCACUUUUUCUAGCCUUGGCCUUAUUUUUGUCCAUAUGCCUUGGAGGUGUAUUCUCACAUUGUACUUGAUCUUUAGCAUUACCUUUUCUUGAUUUAAACACUGGAAUUUUACUAACAACAUAAUCAGAUCUGGGUUUGUCACUAACUUUCAACUUUUGUGUAGAUUUAGCUAUAAAUUCAUUACCAUUUCUAUUUUUUAAAGGUGACCUUUCCAUAUUUUCUCUCAAUUGUACAAUUCUAGGACAUACAACAAAAUCAUCUUCAUAUAUAAGAUUUGUCAAUUUUUUAUCCAACUCCUUGACAUCUGCAGUUAUAUUAAUCAAUGGUUUUGAAGGUUGUGACUUUAUUUCUUCAUGACAUACACUUGAACUUGUAAAUAUACCAGCUGGAGCUUCACGUACUUCUACUUUUACUGGUACAUCUUGUUCUGCUUCAGUUUCAGAGACUAUUUGCAUACUUUCAAAAUUUGUGUUAAUGUUUUCCAUUAUUUGUGGCAUUUCAUCAAGCACAUCUUUUGAAGAAUCAACAGAAGUAGAUAUAUCAAUCUUAUCUUCCUUAGCUAUGUAUUCAUCAUCUAAAUGUUUAUAUUGAUCAUUCUCUUCAAUUCUAUAUUUUUCUUGCAAUAUUGAAUCUAAAUCAGUUUCUGUAUAAUCUAUAUUAGUUUCUAAUAGACCUACUAAAGAACGUCUUUUGUGUGAAUCUAGACGGACUCUUAUGGGACUACUUUCAAGAAGUUUUGGAGGAAUACUGGAAGAUUGUGUAUCUAUUAAUUCUGCUAAAUUAGCUUUGUCCAAAUUUUUAUUGUG
Molecule: messenger RNA, 3200 nt
Organism: Diorhabda carinulata
Lineage: Eukaryota; Metazoa; Arthropoda; Insecta; Coleoptera; Chrysomelidae
Product: beta-1,3-galactosyltransferase 6
Exons: 2
Coding region: 234-1343 (369 amino acids)
Biological process (GO): glycosaminoglycan biosynthetic process
Cellular component (GO): membrane
Molecular function (GO): UDP-galactosyltransferase activity
Source: RefSeq, a predicted model, not a curated record